Coregonus clupeaformis (lake whitefish) is the source of this 403-nucleotide messenger RNA. RefSeq names its product equistatin-like. The transcript is spliced from 4 exons. Bases 17 to 316 code for a protein of 99 amino acids. Gene Ontology annotation, cellular component: basement membrane. Gene Ontology annotation, biological process: cell-matrix adhesion. NCBI's taxonomy places the organism in Eukaryota, Metazoa, Chordata, Actinopteri, Salmoniformes, Salmonidae. The record is from RefSeq and is a predicted model, not a curated record.
UCAGAAGACUAUCACCAUGGCGAUAUUGACCAUCAUUCUGCUUGUCAGCAUGGCUUUGGCUCUGGGAGAUGCCUUUAUUCCGAUAGGUGGUAUGCGACCCAAGACCCGCUGUGAGCAUUUAAGAGAUUCCAAGAAAAACAGCCCGCCUGGAACCUACAUCCCAACUUGUGACGACGAUGGACAAUACACCCCUGAGCAAUGUUCAGGAUCUACAGGUUCCUGUUGGUGUGUGACCUGUAAUGGACAGAAGAUCAAGGGUACUGAGUUUCCAAUAGGCUCUGCUAUUAUCAACUGUGCCACCCUGAUUUGCUGGUAGAUGAAAGGCGUUGGAAUGAAGACGUUAAAAAUACUUUGACAGUUUCUUUACUGUCCUACAGGAACUGCUUCACAUUCCAUACAAAUC